UGGAAAAAGUGUGAUCUAAGAGAGGCCCCUCCCACUCCAUUGCUUGUCAACACCAAAAGUAAUUGCUUGCCCCCAGCUGUUAAACCGCUCAACAUCUGCUUCUGAUCUGCCUCCGGUCUCCUCCAAUAAGACAUGGCAGGACCUGUGCCAAGCAGGGCCAGAGUUUAUACUGAAGUGAAUACACACAAACCAAGAGAAUACUGGGAUUAUGAAUCUCACGUGGUGGAAUGGGGAAAUCAAGAUGACUACCAGUUAGUUCGUAAAUUAGGUCGAGGGAAAUACAGUGAAGUGUUUGAAGCUAUUAACAUCACAAACAAUGAAAAAGUAGUUGUUAAAAUACUUAAGCCUGUAAAGAAGAAGAAAAUAAAGCGUGAAAUUAAAAUAUUGGAGAAUCUGCGUGGCGGUCCAAAUAUUAUCACUCUCAUAGAUAUCGUCAAAGAUCCAGUGUCACGGACACCUGCUUUGGUUUUUGAACAUGUAAACAACACAGAUUUCAAGCAGCUGUACCAGACCUUAACAGAUUAUGAUAUAAGGUUCUACAUGUAUGAGAUUUUGAAGGCCCUGGAUUAUUGCCAUAGUAUGGGAAUCAUGCACAGAGAUGUUAAACCACACAACGUUAUGAUCGACCAUGAGCACAGAAAGUUGCGGCUGAUAGAUUGGGGGCUGGCAGAAUUCUACCAUCCUGGCCAGGAAUACAAUGUUCGAGUGGCUUCCAGGUACUUCAAGGGACCCGAACUACUUGUAGAUUAUCAGAUGUACGAUUACAGUCUAGACAUGUGGAGUUUAGGUUGCAUGCUUGCCAGCAUGAUAUUCAGAAAAGAGCCAUUUUUCCACGGGCAUGAUAAUUAUGAUCAGUUGGUCAGAAUAGCCAAAGUGCUAGGCACGGAAGACCUAUAUGACUACAUUGACAAGUACAACAUUGAGCUGGAUCCUCGGUUUAAUGAUAUCCUGGGAAGACACUCCCGUAAAAGAUGGGAACGCUUUGUCCACAGUGAAAAUCAGCAUCUUGUCAGUUCAGAAGCACUGGAUUUCUUGGAUAAGCUGCUACGAUACGAUCACCAAACGCGUCUAACAGCACGAGAAGCUAUGGAGCAUCCUUAUUUUUACCCAAUAGUGAAAGACCAAUCCCGAAUGGGUUCCUGUGCUAACAUGCCAACUGGUAGCACUCCAAUCAGCUCAGCCAGUAUGAUGUCAGGGAUAUCUGCAAUGCCAACCUCCUCACCACUGGGACCCCUUGCUGGCUCGCCAGUCAUCUCUGCUACCAACACCCUGGGGACGCCGGUUCCUGCCACUGCUGGAGCCCAGCCUUGAUGUCACCCUCCUGACUACUUGUAACCCUGGCAACAGCCUGGUCACCCCUUUCCAUCCCCUCCCUUCCACCUCACUCCUUGGAAGCACAGGGAACCAGCUGGGCUUGUCACGUCUGAGCAGUUGCUUAUGGAUUCUCUUCAGUUCAAUCAUUUUGAAAAGGAAAAAAAUGGCAGAUUUUUACUUGAGAAUUUUUUUUUUUGUGUUUUGUAUGUUACAAACUUAGAGACAGUAUACCUCUUUUAGUCCUACUAGGGCAUAUGUAAUGCCUCUGUCAGAAAUUGUUGCCUACACAAAAGCACUUGUUCAGUGUUACCACAUUUUCCCCCUUAAGGUUUUUGAGCGGACGACGUUACUUCUCUGAGCAUUGUCUGCUGCCGUAAACGUAGCAACUUGGAAAUAAUUUAUUUUGAAAUAAUCAUCUUUUCAUUCAAGUCUUUUUUUUUUUUACCAACAAUGGGAAUAAAUGCGAUUUGCAACUUUGCCAUCUAAAAUCCAAGUGGCCUGUAUUGGCUAUGCUAAGAGAGAUUGUCUCUGACCUCCAACCUAUUGGAAUUGGAAAUAUUAAAUACUGGAAGCACAACAUUAAAUGUGUACUGUGCUUUUCAAAGUACUCUGGCAAAACUGCUGUUAUUUAAGUAUCUUGAAAGCUAAUUAGUUCCUUCACGUUUUAAUGUUUUUUGCUUGAAAAAAGCAAGCAAGCUUUCCUCUUUUUUGUCCCAAGUACAGCAUACCAUAAAGUUACUUUGGUUAAUGCAACGGUUUUCAGAGUUUGAACCAUGGUGAAUUUAUUUUCAAACUCUUGGACUGAAAGUUUUUAACAGCUCUGAGUAUAUUUCCACACACACGGCAGCACCAGUACCAUUAAUGCCACGUAGACAACCACUUUAUAUGCUCAUUUUCCAUUGUUUCAACUGUUUUGUUCUGGUUGCCUUUUAUUUAAAGCAGUUAAAGGGAAGUGGGUAUGUUGAAUCCUAAAACGAGAGAUUCAGCUUUUUUCGGGAGGGUGGGGAAGGAAAAUUUGUGGGUGUUUUUUUUUGUUUUAAAGAAAAAAUGUUUAGAAGCAAGGCUGCUGCUGGUGAUUAGUGAGAUGGCAGUUGAGUAAAUACUGUGUUUGACUACAUUUUAUUAAACAGGCCCUGGUUACAUAUUCAUCAUCCAGUUAGGUGCAUUAUUUGUUCUUUCCACUCUGCAUUUUAUCAUGUGGUAUGUGCAUUUGCCUUCUUGGAUGUAUUGAGUCAGACUCUGAGUCAUUGGGGUAACCUUACUGAUGCCCUGUAGGCAGCAGCGAUGAGGGUACUUUUGCAGCUCAGUUGGUGCUGGGGCUUAAUGGCAUUGUGCAUGUUUAUAUGCAGAAAUGUGGUGUUUAUGCAGUGGCCAUACAUUGCUAUUCAUUGAACAGCAGUACCCAUAUACAUUCACAUAUUAAUAAAUGCAGAGCAGUGCUGUUUGUAUUUGUGAGUACGAGAAAGCCGUUUUAACACCAAUGAUCCCCAAACAGUUCCAGUCCAGGAAAUCUUUUAGGAACUAUAUAAGCAUUUUUUUUAGCCACCCAUUAAAUUUGUUAUUCAGGAGCUGCUUUCCAUGGAAAUGCAAAAUUAGAGUAAUGCUGCAAUCAAAAUGCAGUCGUCACUAACACGUAUUGAUAUGAACAUAGACAAGAUACUUUAUCAUUUGUUUUUAAUCUGGUUCUGUGUAUCCCUCGUUGGGGGGUCAAUGCAUGCACUGCACUUGUAGGUAAACAAAUUUGGAUUGGAUAAGGGAGCAAGAAAUGGCUGACUCUCAACGUACCAAACCUUGUGGAGAUGCUUGUCUUCUAACACACACCUCAUGUAAAUAAGUGGCAAAGAUCAUCACCAAAACUUACAAGACUUUAAAAAAAAAAAAAAAAAAAAAAAUGAAAGCUAUAGGAAGCACUGCUGUAUCUUGAUUUAUUUUUCUGAGGUGCGAAUGGUCUCCUAAUACAAUCAUUGGAACAGUAUUUUGGCUUAAUACGAUCUAUAUUCUAAAAUGAUUACUAAAAUUGUUACGCUAUGUAAGUUAACAGCCAUUUUGGAUAUUCAGCCCUAAUUUUGAUAUUUUUCAUUUAAUUUUUCUACCGAAGAAAUUCACAAAUUGUAAUUAAAUUCCCAAUUAAUCAGCGGCACAACUGGAUUUAAGAUUUGACACACGUGCUUUCCUUUCUAAAAUCACAUUCCAUUUUGUGCAGAUGGUUCAUUAACACAAUGAUAGAGCAAUGUGUUGUACAUGUUACUGUUUCACAGUAAAUAUUUGAAGCUCCUCUCCUUCCCCUUUAUAAUUUUUUGGAAUGGAGUAUCAAAACUCCACUAAUGGGUCCAAGAUCUGCAUUUCAAAUUACAAUAACUUAUCUGAAUUUCGGACCUGUGCAAAACUGAGAAUUUUUAAUAAAAGAACUGGUAAAAUGCCCCAAUAAUGUUUUAUGAUACACCGCAUGUCGUAUGACUUGUAAUUUCAUUGGAUCUGUCUUGGUUUACAUUUAGCAACCUUAUUCUUGUCAUGGUACUGUACAACUGUAAGGAAGAUGUCAACAUUUACUAACAUGUUUGCAAUGAAAUGUCAAGGCUAUCAACAAAUUGAUUGAAGAUGGACUUAAGGAAACUUUCCUCAAAGCGUUAAACGUACAUUUGUUGCUAUCCAGUCUUAAGGAUUUUUUUAAUGGUUGAAUUGGUUUACAGCCUCCUUAUACCACUUGGAUGUCAUGUCCAUUUUGUUGUACUGCAUUCUGCUGUUUCUGUGCUUAUUAGUGAUGUCGGAUCAGAGAAUCAGUAGCACAUGACAAAACUCAAGGGUCCUCUUUGAUCUUUGUAUAUAAUCAAAUAACUUCAGCCCUGAUGAUUUAAAACAGUCGUCUUAAAACAGCAUAUAGAUUGUAUCUAUUCUUUUUGAAUUUCCUACCAAAACCAAAAGUAUUUGAAGGUUCUAAAUGUCAACACAAAUCAGACAUUGACUCUUUUUAAAUAAAAACACCUAUGGCCAUGUGCACCUAUUUACAUCAUUAAAUGGAGCUACUUGUUAUCCUGCAGUCUUAGGAAUAACGAACUAAUUUAGAUGUGAAAUGCAUUUAGAUUUGACAGGUGAUCUGUUAAAAAAUAAAUUGCUGAAAUUGCAAGUCUCUGUUUUGUUUUAAAAUUAAUGGGGGGGAAAGCACAAACUCAGUUUAACAAAAUUUAAUUGUGAAAACUUGGUUUAAUUAUGGACAAAAUGGGGUCGAAUCUUUUGGCGAAUCUUUUAACUCAUGAGAAUGCAAAUGGUACUCUUUUUGUGUUGGAUAUCUUCUGGCCUACAUGUAUUUAUGGCCUCCAGUUUAUUUGAUAUUUCUUUGAUUUGAUUUUAAAGUAAAAUUGUUGCAGUCAUUUGAUCGGUUUAUAUUUGGGUGUUUUCCAUCUAAUUUUUCGAGCAGAGUGAUAAACACCUAAGCAGAUUGCAGAGACCAGCUUUUGUCCCAGUUGCCUCUCUAAAUUAUUGUUGUUCUAUCCCUUCUCGAUCUCCAACUGAAAUUUUUGCUGCAUUCCAAAGUUUCUCAAUGCAGGUGGGAUCGGUAUGGAAGUUGUUGGGUGUGACACUACGAUUUUAUGAUUGCCACCUGAGUAAAAAAUAUUUAAACCUCACCCUAAACAGUGUAACUCUUAUGAAAAAUUAUCACAACUGCCUGAUCCAAAUCCUCAAAUCCCUUUUCUCCCAUUCUCACCCUACAUGCUCAAACUUGGUCAAAGUUGGAUCCGUUUCAAAUAUUCUUAAAUUGUCGUAUACUGGGGCUUUCACGAUGGCCUGAACAUACUGAAAAUCUAGACAAUGCAAUAAUGAAUCACUUUAUUGUGACAACAAAUACCAAUAUAGUGCAGUGGCUCUUCCUAUAACUCGAUCAUAUCAACCCGGGGGUUGGGGUGGACAGCUGGUUGUUUAAUUACAGUCAGAAUUUGUAACCAUUAAUUCCAAGUAAAGUGAACUGGAUAAAAAUUGAAAUUAUUUUUUAAA
Messenger RNA from Amblyraja radiata (thorny skate), 5304 nucleotides. Its product is annotated as casein kinase II subunit alpha. Gene Ontology annotation, molecular function: protein serine/threonine kinase activity; ATP binding. The transcript is spliced from 12 exons. Gene Ontology annotation, cellular component: nucleus; protein kinase CK2 complex; cytosol. NCBI's taxonomy places the organism in Eukaryota, Metazoa, Chordata, Chondrichthyes, Rajiformes, Rajidae. Gene Ontology annotation, biological process: peptidyl-serine phosphorylation; peptidyl-threonine phosphorylation; regulation of cell cycle. The coding region runs from base 133 to 1311 and encodes 392 amino acids. The record is from RefSeq and is a predicted model, not a curated record.